Molecule: messenger RNA, 1835 nt
Organism: Salvelinus fontinalis (brook trout)
Lineage: Eukaryota; Metazoa; Chordata; Actinopteri; Salmoniformes; Salmonidae
Product: ubiquitin carboxyl-terminal hydrolase 37-like
Exons: 9
Coding region: 205-930 (241 amino acids)
Biological process (GO): protein deubiquitination; G1/S transition of mitotic cell cycle
Cellular component (GO): cytosol; nucleus
Molecular function (GO): cysteine-type endopeptidase activity; cysteine-type deubiquitinase activity
Source: RefSeq, a predicted model, not a curated record
AGGUUGCCUAACAUUGGCAACACUUGCUUCCUUAACGCCACCCUGCAGUGCCUCCUGGUCCUGCCGUCCUUCUCAAAGGAAAUCCUGCACCAGGAACAACUCUGGAGCUCCUCCCCCUUCUCCAACCUGCUCAGGUGUCUGUCUGAUGUGCACCGUUUGAGUCUACCUGACAGUGUGGCAAACCAGGCCUCAAAAGCAGACCUCAUGUGGAAGGUCAAGUACUCCUUGUCGGGAUACGAUUUGAAGUAUCUGGGGGACACGCAACAGGACGCACACGAGUUACUAGUGAACAUGCUGUGCCAGCUGAAGGAGGAGGGCAUGAUACUGAAGACACUCGGGGUGAACUAUUCCUGCCCUGUUUCUCAGCUGGAGUUCCAGCUUGUGUCGGUGCGCACAUGUACCAGCUGUGGGCGCGAGUCGUCCACCAGAGAGGACUACAACCACCUCUCAUUGGACUUCAGCCCUGAGCGCACCUUGCUGAGCAGCCUAGCACUCACUUUCAAAGGUGAAAAGGUUGAAUUCACAUGUGAGGGCUGUAAAGGCCUCCACGCCUUAAAGGUGGAGCAGUUCCACACACUGCCUCUUGUGCUGGUUCUGCAUCUGAAGAGGUUUGGAGGACCUGGGGAGUUGGAGAAGCUGGAGGCUCCUCUUUUGUUUCCUUCGGAGCUGAGGCUCUCCACCCUCUUUGGGGACAUGGUGCCACACCUGCACAGUGCCAGCCCACAGGCCCUCACCAACCAGGCCCCCAGCAUCCAGGGGUCCAUCCCCCAGACCCUCGCCAGCCAAGUCUCCAGUCCUCCUGGAGAGGCCAAAUACAGCGCCCUCUGCUGUUCAGAAGCAGCAGCCAGUGCAGUCAGUGAAUGGUUACUACCAGCUGACUGGCGUAGUCUCUCAUCUGGGAGGCUCCGCAAACUCCGGGCACUACAUUAGUGACAUCUUGCAUGCCAGUGGAAACUGGUUCUGCUGUAACGACAGCCAGGUGUCAAUGUCCAAUGAAGCCACUGUGCUGAGGACCAGAGCCCGGAGUGCCUACAUGCUCUUCUAUAUGUUCAGGUACUGCUUACGCUCGCCAUCUAUAUUCUUGUGUUGCUAUUUAUGUGUACGGUUCCUUUCACCCUACAGGGCAAGAGAGCGGGAGGCCCCAGCACACAUGGCCUAACAGGGGCACCAGCAUCAGCCCCAGCCUAAGCAGGGGCAGCACCUGGACAGCCUCCAAAAACUCAGACCUGCCUCAACAGUGGUAGUACCAGGCCCAGUCUCAAAACCCCCAACCCAGCCUCAACACUCACACACCUGACUCGAAAGGGGAAGCACUGGGCCCGACAUCAACAACCCCGAGCCCAGUCUCAACAUGGGAUAAACCAGGCCCAGUCUCAACAUGGGAAGAACCAGGCCCAGCCUCAACAUGGGCAGAAUAAGACCCAGCCCCAACAACCUCAGACCUGCCUCAACAGGAAGCUUUAUCGUCUGGGAUUCAGGCCGGUCCUAAUAGGAAACGUGACAGAGGGAAGCAGCUGGGCAGCUGUAAUGGCGACUUCUAACACUCAAUCAGGUCUGGAGGAGGAAUACCGCAAAAAGAUUCAGAGAUGCUUUGAGUAUCUUUUGAAGUUACUCUCCAGUUGUAUUCCAUUUGAAUAAAUACAGACAUGAAAAUGCUGGGCUACGGAUGUAACCUUGGUUCUGUCAGUAGAGUAACGGGUCGCCAAACAACCUUUGGGAACUCCUUCCCUUUCACGUGAUAUGACUGAGAUGCUUAAUAUCAACGAUGUUUACAAUGACGCCACACCCUUACUGUACCAUUGUGACCUGUCACUAUAAAAGGCGGUGUGACGUGA